Molecule: messenger RNA, 1098 nt
Organism: Gavia stellata (red-throated loon)
Lineage: Eukaryota; Metazoa; Chordata; Aves; Gaviiformes; Gaviidae
Gene: APH1A
Product: aph-1 homolog A, gamma-secretase subunit
Exons: 7
Coding region: 1-798 (265 amino acids)
Biological process (GO): positive regulation of catalytic activity; Notch receptor processing; Notch signaling pathway
Cellular component (GO): endoplasmic reticulum; gamma-secretase complex; membrane
Molecular function (GO): protein-macromolecule adaptor activity
Source: RefSeq, a predicted model, not a curated record
AUGGGGGCCGCCGUCUUCUUCGGCUGCGCCGGGAUCGCCUUCGGGCCGGCGCUCGCCCUCGUUCUCCUGACGGUGGCGGCGGAGCCGUUGCGGGUCAUCGUCCUGGUGGCGGGGGCGUUUUUCUGGCUGGUGUCGCUGCUCCUGGCGUCUCUGAUCUGGUUCAUUUCGGUUCAUCUCAGCGACCGGGAGGACGCCAAGCUGCAGUACGGCCUCCUCGUCUUCGGGGCUGCCGUCUCCGUCCUGCUGCAGGAGGCUUUCAGAUUCGCCUACUUCAAGCUGCUGAAGAAAGCGGAUGAAGGCCUGGCGACGAUCAGUGAGGACGGCCGGUCCCCCAUCUCCCUCAGGCAGAUGGCUUACGUCUCGGGCCUGUCCUUCGGCAUCAUCAGCGGCGUGUUUUCCGUCAUUAACAUCCUGGCAGACUCCAUCGGGCCGGGCAUCGUCGGGAUCCACGGGGACUCGCCGUACUAUUUCAUCACGUCCGCGUUCCUCACCAUGGCCCUCGUCUUGCUCCACACCUUCUGGGGCGUGAUCUUCUUCGACGCCUGUGAAAAACGUCGCUAUUGGUGCCUGGGGCUGGUGGUUGCCAGCCACCUCCUCACCUCGGGGCUGACGUUCCUGAACCCCUGGUACGAGGCCAGCCUGGUCCCCAUCUUCAUCAUCACCCUCUGCACCGGCCUCUGGGCCUUCUUCACCGCCGGAGGCUCCUUCCACAACAUCCUCAAGUGCCUCUCCUGUAAGCAGGAGGAUGACAGCAGAGUGAUGAUGUACUCAGCGCUGCAGGUGCCUUGCGAGGACUGAGCGGCAGCCGCAGCCCUGCCUGCCUGCGCCGUGCCCAAGUGCCCUCUCCUCGGCCGCUGGAAGGUCGCGACGGUUUGUUCCUGCGGUGCUGCCGCCCGGCCGAGCCCUGGCCCCUCGCCGUGGCGCAGAGGUGGCUCCGUGCCCCGUCCUGCUCCGGAGGGGAUUUUUUGGGGUCUGACCGGUGCUCGUGGGCGCCCCAUUAGCUUCCUUAGCAACUUCCAUUAGUCUUUUUCUUACAGGGUGAGCGCAGGGGAGGCUGGAGCGGGGCUGGGCGCCCUGUGCUGCGGCCGGGCUCGCGGG